Molecule: messenger RNA, 4362 nt
Organism: Salmo salar (Atlantic salmon)
Lineage: Eukaryota; Metazoa; Chordata; Actinopteri; Salmoniformes; Salmonidae
Product: filamin A-interacting protein 1-like
Source: RefSeq, a predicted model, not a curated record
CACCACACUGUCCUUCUAUCCAGUCCUCUAUCACAGCAGCGUCUCAUUCCCCCUCUUUCUGUCUCUCUCCCUCCCAGGCACGCUCCUCUCUCCGUCAGCAUCGGCGGGAGAGUGAUUCACCCCCCUCCUCCUCCCCCAUCGCUCUAACUGGAUUGUACAGACAGAGGCAAGCUGAGGACACAGGAGAGGAGAAAAAGGGCUCGAUCAGGGAAGGAAGACGUGGAAACACUACACACUGGAUAACAUUUCCUCUCUGCUGGCAGGAGGCUACAGAGCAACACAGUGACACUGCAGCACUAGCAGAAAGCAGCAGUCUGGACUACAGCUUUGACUCACCGCUCUCUGAGGUAAAAAACCAUGCGUUCCCGUAGCAACAGCCUAGAGGACACAGCAAAUGCCAAGCUGGCUCAGCACCAGGCACGAUCGCAGCGGCGGGCCACAGAACGUGAGGAGCCCCAGGGCAGGGGUGCAGGACGGGCCAGGCACAGGGAGCCCCCCGAUGACACAGGCACAAACACAGGCACUGUCCAGAGGAAGGAAAAGGAGGGCAGCGGCAGCAGUGGGAGUGGCAGUGCCAGCAGUAACAGUCGGAGGGAGAAGGCAGCAGGCGGGAAGGCCAGGGACCUCUCCCGAGACGACCUUCUGUUCCUGCUCUCCAUGCUAGAAGGAGAACUGCAGGCCAGAGACGAGGUGAUCACGGUAUUGAAGGCUGAGAAGAUUGACUUGGCCCUCUUGGAGGCCCAGUAUGGGUUCGUCACCCCACAGAAGGUCCUUCAGGCCUUGCAGAGAGACACCGUCCAGAGCAAGGCUGAGACCUUCCAGGAAGACAUCUACGAGAGGCCCAUGGCUGAGCUGGACAAGCUGGUGGAGAAGCAGAGGGAGACCCACCGUCGCAUGCUGGAGCAGCUGCUGCUGACUGAGCAGUCCCACAAGCGCGCCCUGUACAAGCUGGAUGACGAGAAGAGGAACCAUGGAGACUUCAUGAGGAAGAGUGACGAGUUCACCAACCUGCUGGAGCAGGAACGAGAGAGACUGAAGUUGCUCAUUGACCAGGAAAAGGCCUAUCAGGAAAGGAAAGAGGAGGAGAACAACAAGAAGGUCACCAGCCUAAAGGAGGAGCUGACCAAGCUGAAGUCGUUUGCGUUGAUGGUCGUGGACGAGCAGCAGCGCCUCACAGAGCAAUUGACCCAACAGACUGCUAAGGUCCAGGAACUGACUGCCAGCGCCUCCCACACCCAGGAAGAGCUGAGCUCUGCUAAUGCAAAGGUGCAAGAGGGGGAGGAGAAAGUUUUUCGCUUGGAGACAGAGCUAGGCGACCAAGCCAGUCGCUUUCACCAGGAACAGGAGACCAUGACAGCCAAACUGACCAGCGAGGAUGCCCAGAACCGGCAGCUCAAGCAGAAACUGUCCACACUCAGCCGGCAGCUGGAUGAACUGGAGGAGACCAACAAGACCCUCCGGAGGGCCGAGGACGAGCUCCAGGAGCUGAGGGACAAGAUCAGCCGUGGGGAAUGUGGCAACUCCAGCCUCAUGGAUGAGGUGGAGGAGUUACGGAAAAGGGUUCUGGAGAUGGAGGGGAAGGACGAGGAGCUGGUCAGAAUGGAGGACCAGUGCAGGGACCUCAACAAGAAGCUGGAGAAGGAAGCCAGCCAAAGCCGUAGCCUGAAGGCUGAUGUGGACAAGCUGAACCACAGGAUCAUGGAGCUGGAGAAACUAGAGGAUGCGUUCGGCAAGAGCAAACAGGAGUGCAACGCACUAAAGUGCAAUCUGGACAAAGAGAGGACAGUGUCAAAGGUUCUGUCCAGAGAGAUGGACAUCCUGAAAGCGAGGGUCAAAGAACUGGAGGCCGUGGAGGGUCAGUUGGAGAAGACAGAGCUUACACUAAAGGAAGACCUCACCAAGCUGAAGACGCUGACGGUCAUGCUGGUGGAUGAAAGGAAGACCAUGGCUGAGAAACUGAAAGCGAUGGAGGACAAGGUCCAUAACAGCACUGGAAAACUGCAAGCUGAGCAGGACAAAGUCACAACAGUAACAGAGAAGCUUAUCGAGGAAAGCAAGAAAGCCCUAAGGUCGAAUGCUGAGCUUGAGGAGAAAAUGUGUGGCGCCACCAAGGACAGGGAUGAACUCAAGGCCAAGCUCCAAGCCGAGGAGGAAAAGAGCAACGACCUGCAGUCCAAAGUUACCAUGAUGAAAAAGAGGUUGCAGUCACUGGAAGCUGCAGAGAGGGAAUUCCUGAGGAACAAAGCCAAAGAGGAAAACAUCAAGGCGCCCAUCGCCAAGCACUCCCAACAAGAGGACUACAAAGUCAAAGACCUUACACAGGAAGUUGAGCGCCUGAGGCGAAAACUUAAAGAUAUGAAGGUUGUCGAAGACGACUUGUUGAAGACUGAGGAUGAGUUUGAGUCAAUGGAGAAGAGAUACUCCAGGGAACAAGAGCGAGCAAAGGCCUUGAUGGAGGAGUUGGAAAUAUCCAGGAACGAGCUCUUAAAGUACCAACUGGCAGAGAAGCAAGAGUCCAACCAGGAGCACAUCCUCUACAAGCGUCUGAAAGAGGAAGAGGCCAAGUCCAGUCAUCUGACCCGAGAGGUGGCGGCCCUAAAAGAGAAGAUCCAUGAAUAUAUGGGCACAGAGGAAAACAUCUGUCGCAUGAAAAACGACCACUCCACCUUGCAAAGAAAACUGACUCUGCAAGAGGUGAAAAAUAAAGAACUGGCCAGAGAGAUGGAAACCCUCAAUCGGGAGCUGGAGCGAUACCGUCGCUUCAGCAAAAGUCUCCGCCCAGGCAUGAACGGCAGACGUUUCUCAGACUUACAGGUGUGCACCAAGGAGGUACAGACAGAUCCAGCAGAACACCUUCGACCCAACUACAAGAGCAUCGCCCCACUGGAGCGGGCCGUGGUGAAUGGAAAACUGUACGAAGAGAGUGACUCUGAGCACAAUCCAAACUACAACAAUGAGCUGCCCCUCGCCCAAUGUAACCCCUCCCUCUUCAACAAUGUCAACAACCUCAACAACAACAUCAGGAGAGUCCCCUUUCUCAAAACCAAAGAAAGCCACAACCCAGUCAAUGGGAAAGUGCAGGUUCCCAGACAGAAUGGGAACCAUGUGCAGCAAGGAGAUGUGUUUCUGACACACAGCCCCGGGCAACCACUGCACAUCAAGGUAACCCCAGACCACGGGCAUAACAUGGCCAUGCUAGAAAUCACCAGCCCCACCGCAGAAAACACCCAGUCAUACACCAGCACUGCAGUCAUCCCCACAAGCGGAGGUCCACCCAAACAAAGAAUCACCAUAAUUCAGAACGCAUCCAUCUCCCCGACUACCAGAAACAAAGGUCAAAGGUCCCCCUCGUCAGAUGGUUCCCCCUGCACUCCUGAUCGAGCCAUAUCUCCCUUCACCAUGGCCACCUACUCUAGAGCAAUGACCCCAGACUCCUCUGGGUCGGUCACUCCAGACAGGGCUAUGUCACCCAUCCAGAUUGUGUCGGUCACAACAGGCACUCCUGACCGGUCCCUGUCCACGGAGCCAGUAGAGGUCAUGGGAGGUCAUGCAGUCUUCAGGGUGACACCAGAGAGGCAGAGCAGCUGGCAGGUUCAGAGGUCCAACAGCUCCGGCCCCAACGUCAUCACCACGGAGGACAACAAAAUCCACAUUCACUUAGGGAGCCCCUUCAUUCAGAGCUUAAACACUACACCCCAGCCUGUGAGCCCAUGCUACUCACCUGGGCAGGAGCAGAGAACUCCUGUAUUAUCCAAUGGUACCCCUGUCAAAGGCAACAGCAAAAUCACAAGUAGCAUCACUAUAAAGCCAACAUCCACCCCAAUCAAAAGGCCUUCACAAAUUACAAUCCCCUUGGAAGCAUUCCGACGCCCAGGCCCAACCAGGAUCCCCAAACCUAAAGCCUACAGUACAAAAGGAACAAACAGUGUGGUCAAUCCAGGGCAGAGCAAUAAAGGACAGCCCCAGACAGCUCUCUCCUCAGAGAAGGCGCUGCAGGGUACUCAGAGUGCAGCCAACAACCUCAAUAUGGUCAACCGCCCCACUAGAAUAUAACGUCACACACUUGGAUGUAUCAUCACAUUAUGAUCUCAAUUAUGAUGUAUUCCUGUUGCUACAAAGACUUCUGCUUUUGUGUGCCUCGGUAUUGAUAAUGAAAACACCAAAAUAGGAAGAUUAGUAGGCCUAGGUUAACUAGCAUAUGUCUUUCACAACAAAAACAAAAUCACUGAUCUGUCUGUGUAAGCAGCAGGGGUGCAACUUUUACUGGGGACGGGACUUUAUAAUUGGAAUGUGAUACAAAACAAGGCAACGGUUUACUUUAGGACCAUGCGGACGCCUCCGAGCAGUCGGGUAGGAAAAAUU